UACUCUUCAUUGGUCACUACCGUCAUUUCUGACAAAACCGAGCUCCUGCAAGCAAGCUAGAGAGAGAAAACCAACACUUAGAAGAAAAGGAAAACAGGUCAGGGGAGAGAGCUCCUUCACGCCAAUUUCCCUCCUUUCUCUGUCCUCAAAAGAAGAGAGGGGGCGUGGAGGAGAGAGAAGAGGAGAAUCUAUCCCACUUCUUCUCGUGAGCUUCUUCCCCUCUUCGUCCUCUGCUUUCUUAGAGAAAGAGGGAGAUGACUUCGGGAGGUGGAAGGAUGCCGACAUGGAAGGAGAGGGAGAAUAACAAGAGGAGAGAGAGAAGGCGAAGAGCGAUUGCUGCCAAGAUUUUCACGGGCCUUAGAGCGCUCGGCAACUUCAAGCUCCCCAAGCACUGCGACAACAACGAGGUCCUCAAAGCCCUCUGUGCUGAGGCUGGGUGGGUCGUGGAAGACGACGGCACAACUUAUCGCAAGGGAUGCAAGCUACCUCUUCCACAGCCAGAGAUAGCAACAGGAGCUCCAUCUGCUAACAUAAGGCCAUGUUCUUCAUCACACCAACUUAGCCCUCCAUCCUCCUCCUUCCCCAGCCCAGUUCCUUCUUAUCAAGCCAGCCCAGCAUCUUCUUCCUUCCCAAGCCCCACAAGGCUUGAGAAUCACAACAAUCCUAGUGUCACUCCUUCCUAUCUCCUCCCUUUUCUUCGAAACCUUUCAUCUCUCCCACCUCUUCGAAUCUCUAAUAGUGCGCCGGUGACUCCUCCCCCGUCCUCCCCAACCUCUUCUAGGCCUUUCAAGCUUAUGAAGCCUGACUGGGAUUAUGCCGCUGUCGCAGCUGUAGCUUAUCAUCACCCUUUGUUUGCUGCCUCAGCCCCAGCUAGCCCAACCCGCGGCCGUCACCCGCUGCAUCCGGCAACAAUACCAGAAUGUGAUGAGUCUGAUGCCUCGACAAUCGAUUCAGGCCGGUGGGUCAGCUUUCAGAACACUGCUCCAGCAUCUCCCACAUUCAAUUUGAUCAACCCAGCUGCUGCAAUGCCAGAAUCUGCUUUGGUUGAAAAGAGUGGCAGAAUGGUUUCUGAUUUUGAAUUCGAGAGUCGGAGGGUGAAACCAUGGGAAGGGGAGAGAAUUCAUGAGGUCGGAGCGGAGGAGGAUGAUCUCGAGCUCACAUUGGGUCUUGGAAGUGCCAGAGCAAAAUGAAUUAUGUUCCUUGGAUUGCAGUGGAAGGUAAUUCUGGGACAGCUAUUCUUUCAUUGCUUUGAACUAAAAAACACACUGUCAAUUGAGCUUUCUACUUGGUAUAAGUUUCUGAUCUUUAUGUUUAAAGCUUUGUAAAUUGCAGAGAUGUUUAACACGUUUUCAUUUAUCAUUUAAUCUGUGGUUUAUCAUUUAAUAAUC
Molecule: messenger RNA, 1388 nt
Organism: Dendrobium catenatum
Lineage: Eukaryota; Viridiplantae; Streptophyta; Magnoliopsida; Asparagales; Orchidaceae
Product: protein BZR1 homolog 1-like
Exons: 2
Coding region: 255-1190 (311 amino acids)
Biological process (GO): brassinosteroid mediated signaling pathway; DNA-templated transcription
Molecular function (GO): DNA-binding transcription factor activity
Source: RefSeq, a predicted model, not a curated record